This is a messenger RNA of Melampsora larici-populina 98AG31, 366 nucleotides long. RefSeq lists its product as uncharacterized. Bases 1 to 366 code for a protein of 121 amino acids. The transcript is spliced from 5 exons. Lineage: Eukaryota; Fungi; Basidiomycota; Pucciniomycetes; Pucciniales; Melampsoraceae. The record is from RefSeq and is a predicted model, not a curated record.
AUGCCAAUGGGUAUGAAAAUUUCCAAGAGUUUCAUAAGCCAUGUGACUGGAUUCCCUCCAGAGGAUGAAAAACUUGAGGACCUUUUCAGUUCUAACCCAACCAUCAUAUACAAAGGACAAUCACAUUCAAUUUCAGAUUUUUGUCAUCUUUCAUUGGAAGGAGAAUUCCGUGCCUAUCGGCACCAAGGAGUACCUAAAUUGGUUGAGUCCAAUCCUGAGCAUCCUGAUAAGUGGAUUCUGACUUGGAAGUGGAACUGUCUUCAAGAAGAAGGUUGGAGUGAGGGGAUUGUAACAGUUGGGAUCUUAUCAUGGAGUGGAAUGAUUUCCAUUUUCAAUUCAUUAUCAAAGUUAUCUAUCCCAAUAUGA